GAAAGGACGCAUAGCAGAUGAUGUUCCAACCAAGAUUUAGAAUACAACCUACAGUCUCUGGUGAGGCCCAAUCUGUUCUCAUGGACAAGGAAAGGAAGAUGUUCUUUGGAAUCUCAGCUCAGACACUAUUUGCCGAUGAGUAAAAGGACCCCCACUGUUGUACCUGCUGCUCUUCUCAAAAUACAACAUCUACAGUUACAAUUCC
Molecule: messenger RNA, 205 nt
Organism: Linum tenue
Lineage: Eukaryota; Viridiplantae; Streptophyta; Magnoliopsida; Malpighiales; Linaceae
Source: the annotation of a GenBank genome assembly